AUGUCCACAUGCUCCGAGUCUUCGCCUGCGGAAUGUGAUGGGGUGGACACGCUGUCGUCGAAGGAGAAUAAUACAUAUACCGAACUUGGGCGAAUCGGAGGCGACACGACUGAUCCUUUUUGCUUUACUCCUCUUGUGUUGCCUGCUCCUGGCGCAGUGCGGACUGAGAUGCCUGUGCAGGUUGUGCCGAGCGGUGGGAGAUGUCACAAAGCUGCGGUGUGUUUGAAGUUUAUCGUUGUUGGGGGGAGUAUUGGAGGUCUUGCGACGGCUUAUACGCUGAGAAAAGCGGGUCAUGAUGUUUUGGUCAUUGAGAAAAGUGAAGCUUUGGUGAAGAGUCAAGGCGGACUUCGAUCACCACCCAACAUGACGCGAAUUCUCAACCAAUGGGGUCUUGGACCUGCCUUGGACCAAAUGGCUAACAAAUGUGAUACAUUUACCCUCCUUAAUGGUGGCUCAGGUGAACUUAUUGGGAAUAUGACGAUGAAUGAAUCGUUCCUUUCAAAUCUUCUUGCGGAUUUUCUUUUUAUUCAACAUAGCGAUCUUCAAUCACUGCUUUACGAUCUUGCGGUCCAGGAGGGAGUUACGUUCAGAUUCAACACCAAAGUGAUAGGAGCAGACUCGGAAACGGUGUCCGUAUCGCUGGAAAGUGGGGAAACCUUAUCUGCGGACGUCGUGGUCGGCGCGGACGGAUACGAUAGUCUUGUCCGGGGAGUGGUCACUGGCAAGAAGGACGAAGGAAAGGGAGAAAGGCACUUGAUCGCAACGUGCACUAUCCCUGCGAGCCUACUGGAAGCGGAUGACGAUCUCCGACAUUUGAGGAGUUCAACAGUCUGGUCGUUAUGGCUGGGCGAUGGGUACGCUUUUCAUGGGAACCUCACGGCAGGGGGUCAAGAUUUUACCAUGGCGGUUAUAUAUCAUUAUGAUCUUCCUAUAAGGGAAGGGGACGAAGAGUGGCAACACACAUGUCCAAUCGAUCGAUAUAAAUUGGACAUUACCAAGUUCGAGCCAAGAUCCCAAAAGUUGCUGAAAUUGGCUCGGACGGUCUCGUCUCGAAUAUUUACGAUUCGAUCGCCUGUGGAAGGUGUGGUGUGUGGACGGGCUCGGAUUGUGCUUGUGGGUGAAGCGGCGCAUCCGUUACCGCCAGGAGGGCACCAUAGCACAGGACUAUCCAUCGAAGACGCGCAAACACUAGGUUGUCUCUUCGGGCGGAUCCGACAUCGAAGUCAAGUCCCCCAGCUGCUUGGCGCAUACGAGGACAUCCGACAGGCGCGGUGUUCGGCCACGCACAUCUGGGAACGGGAGCACCAGCAAAUGCUCAUGUGCCCCGCGGGACCACACCAAGAUGAGCGAGACAAGAUGCUUCGAAAGGUGAUGGAGUAUGGGGAUUGGCGGCAGAUGGAUGAAACGACGUUCAAGGCUGUGUGGGGGAACGAGCUGACGCUGUACGCGCACGAUGCGACUGAACAGGUGGAUGAUUGGUGGUCGCAGUGGGGAAAGAUAUUUGAGAGGGGGUUAUAUUGUGAUACCCCUGCGAACUUGGAGGUGUCGAUAUCUAAGGAUGAUGAGAGCAAGUUGUUGUAA
Laccaria bicolor S238N-H82 is the source of this 1581-nucleotide messenger RNA. RefSeq lists its product as uncharacterized. The coding region runs from base 1 to 1581 and encodes 526 amino acids. Gene Ontology annotation, biological process: secondary metabolite biosynthetic process. The transcript has 10 exons. The record is from RefSeq and is a predicted model, not a curated record. Gene Ontology annotation, molecular function: monooxygenase activity; FAD binding. NCBI's taxonomy places the organism in Eukaryota, Fungi, Basidiomycota, Agaricomycetes, Agaricales, Hydnangiaceae.